This is a messenger RNA of Solanum verrucosum, 2091 nucleotides long. RefSeq names its product receptor-like protein kinase 5. Bases 1 to 2091 code for a protein of 696 amino acids. Gene Ontology annotation, biological process: protein phosphorylation. Gene Ontology annotation, molecular function: receptor serine/threonine kinase binding; ATP binding; protein kinase activity. The transcript has 2 exons. The record is from RefSeq and is a predicted model, not a curated record. NCBI's taxonomy places the organism in Eukaryota, Viridiplantae, Streptophyta, Magnoliopsida, Solanales, Solanaceae.
AUGAUCCAAGCAAGCUCUAAACUUUUUUGGCUCAAUAUGCAAAUCUUCUUCCUAAUUAGCCUGUCUUUCCAAGAAACCUUACAAUUUUCAGGCACGGAACGGUCCAUAUUACUAAGCUUGAAACAACACUGGAGGGAUUCAGAGUUUUUCCAGUCAUGGAAUUUGAAUUCUUCAGAAUGCAAUUGGUUAGGAGUUUCAUGCAUCAAUGGCAUGGUAGUGACACAAUUAAAUCUUGGAGAAAAGAACAUUACUGGAACAAUUCCAUCAACAGUAAUAUGUCAGCUCAACAACCUUACCUUCAUUGAUCUCUCCAACAACAACAUAUCAGGAACUAUACCACUAAGCCUGAAAGAUUGCUCAAUGUUACAACAUUUGGACUUGUUCAAUAAUUCUUUGAGCGGCCGGAUUCCAGGUGAGUUGUUUGGGAUGAAAACACUAGUCAAUUUGUAUCUUAAUGGUAACAUGUUGUCUGGUGAAAUGCCAAAGCAAAUAUCAGCAUCCCAACUGAAAAAUCUUGAUCUUUCUGACAACCACUUGAACGGUUCGAUUCCAGAAGAUGUUGGGAACUUGAAAAAUCUUGUGAAAUUGGAUCUGUCACAUAAUUCUCUAAGUGGUUCUAUUACAAGCAAGUUGUUUCAAUUGAACCAAUUGAGUCACUUGUCGCUAAGUUACAACUACUUAUCUGGUGUAUUACCUAAUGCAAUGAACUUGUUUAGUUUGUAUGAUAUGGAUCUUUCUCAUAACCAAUUGACUGGUUCUAUUCCAAAGGGACUUGCAAGUUCAACUGGACUGGAUGCUUUGGAUUUGUCGUAUAAUCAGUUAUCAGGAAACAUUUCAGAAAGUAUAAAACAUCUUAGGCCUAGAAUUAGUUUAAGGCUAUGUUCCAACAAAUUCUCAGGAAGAAUUUCUUCUGAAUUUGUUAAGCUAACAUAUGAAGAGAAUUGCUUUGAUGAGUCCAAUCUUUCUUCUACAUCCAAUAGCUUAUCUAUCCCUGGGCUACCAAGCUUUCUCUCUGGUGAUGAGGUUCGAAAACUUUCGAGAUCACAACACUUGAUUAUUCCUAUUGUAGGAGUUGGGGUAGCUAUACUGUUAUUAUGGAUCUUUCACAGAACCAGAAAGCAUUGGUGGAAAACAAAGAUGCAGAAUGUCAAAGAUAACAUAAAGUUCAUUUCAUUUCAAAAGUUGAACGUGACUACAGAAGACAUAUUAUCUAGCUUGAAAGACGAAAACAUAAUAGGAAAUGGGGGAUCAGGGAAGGUCUAUCGAGCUGUGAUAGACCAAACAGGCAAUACUUAUGCUGUUAAAAGCAUAGGGCAUGGAGAAAAAUCAGGUGGAAGACCCCAAAAGGAGUUCCUGGCAGAAGUUAGAACACUUGGUAGCAUUCGACACAACAACAUUGUCAAGCUCAUCUGUUGCAUCUCAAGUUUAGACAGAAAGCUUCUAGUCUAUGAAUACUUUGAGAAACAAAGCCUCGACAAGUGGCUUCACAGAAAGAAAAGAGCAGCGUCACCCGGUCAAAGUAGUACCCUGGCCCUGGAUUGGCAAAAGAGAUUAAAAAUAGCCACUGGUGCAGCUCAAGGACUCAGCUAUAUGCACCACGACUGUACUCGACCCAUCAUUCAUAGAGACAUUAAGUCCAGCAAUAUACUUCUGGACUCAGAAUUCAAUGCAAAAAUAGCAGAUUUUGGACUAGCAAAAAUACUAUCCAGGAGGGAUGAUGAUCCUGAGACAGCUUCUGCUAUUGCUGGAACAUUUGGUUACAUUGCACCAGAAUAUGCCUCGACAUUCAGAGUGAAUAUAAAGACAGACAUAUAUAGCUUCGGAGUGGUUCUAUUAGAAUUAACAACAGGGAGACAACCCAUUCUCGGAGAAGAGCAAAUGAAUCUAGCACAAUGGGCUCAACAGGGUUACAGAGAUGGGAAUUACAUUGUUGAGGCCCUUGAUGAAGAAAUCAUGGAAACAAGUAAUGUAGAACAAAUGAGAGGUGUUUUUAAACUAGGACUGAUGUGUACUGGAGCAACACCAUACGGUAGGCCGUCAAUGAAGGAGGUCUGCAACAUUCUUCAAAGCUUCAGAGACACCAUAUUUUGA